Molecule: messenger RNA, 1381 nt
Organism: Exaiptasia diaphana
Lineage: Eukaryota; Metazoa; Cnidaria; Anthozoa; Actiniaria; Aiptasiidae
Product: tyrosine-protein phosphatase Lar
Exons: 10
Molecular function (GO): protein binding
Source: RefSeq, a predicted model, not a curated record
AACAGCAACCACAAAAGAGGAUGUGCCUGACAUCGCACCACAAGGCAUGGAAGUGACAGAGCAAAACAAAACGACCUUUAUUAUUGCUUGGCAGCCGUUACCUAGGAACAAAGCUAAUGGCAAAAUCACAAUGUACAAGAUCGUCUGGGCCUUACGUCACAUUGGACGAGCUAAGAGAAUGGCAGUUGGUGACACUUUUACUGGGACAACAAAGAGAACCCAAUUUGUUUUGCAGGGUCUAAGACUCUGUGCACAGUAUGAAGUUCAUGUUGCGGCUGCAACAGUAGCUGGUUUAGGUCCAAAUGCUACUCAAGUUGUUACCACAUCAAGACCAGGAGAACCGUAUAACUUGAAGUCACGUAGAAUAGGAAAGUCUUUUAUAACAUUGGCAUGGGAAAAACCAAAAGGAAUGAUAGAAGAUGUAACAGACUAUAUGGUAUAUUUUAAGGGUUCAAAGCCAUACUGGCCUGAAUAUAGACCUCCACUUGACACUAAACUCCAAGAUGGCAGCCAAACAACACUUCAGAUAGACAACUUGCAGCCAGGGACAUACUAUGAAUUUUGGGUAACAGCGUUGACAGUUUGCGGUGAAAGCAACAGGAGUUUAACAGAAACAGUGGAAACAAAAGUGGACAACCCUCGUCUUUCACAGCAAGUAACUCCUUUGAUUCUUAGAGACAGUUCUAACGUUACAUUAUGGACAUUCAAACCACACAAUGGACCAAUUAGUUCGUACCACGUAAUUGUAGUCAGUGGUAGAAAUAAGAGCAUGACCGAAAUACCAGAAAACCUUAGUGACUACCAAAAUGCCACCAGCAAUAGCGAACUGUUCUACAUCACAGCCGAGCUAACACCAGACCAAAUAAAGACUGCAGGGAUGUUUGUCAUCGGUAACAAUAGAAUGUAUGGGAAAUACAAAAACGUGCCUUUGGAAAAAGGUCAGGCUUACACCGUAGCUGAGAGAGCAAUCACAAUAUAUGAAAAGAAAACCUACGUGAGUGAUCCAGUCCAUAUUGCAACAAUCGAACUUACUGCAGAAUCGAAAAAUCAUGCAGAACAGUCAAAGAGUACUCCUCCCAGUGGUGUGAUAAUAGGAGUCGUAGUAUCCCUACUUGUAAUUGUGGUUAUACUGAGUCUGUUAGGAUUCAAAUACAAACGGAGCCGCAUUGCAAGGAACGACUGCUCGGAUAUCUCUCUUGAUGAUAUCGUUAAUGAUCCUGAUGGUAGCACUUCAAAAUCAUCACGCAAAAACCCGAAAACUUACGUUGACGUUGGUGUUAGUGGCUAUGUUGAAAGUAAACCUAUGGCAAAACACGAAUUUCUUGAGUAUAUGAAGUCUUUGAAAGCCACAGACUACUCAGAACUGAGAGAGGAAUUCAAG